AUGGCAUUCAGACCAACCCAAUCCCGCACCUUCUUCCGCACAUUGAGAACCCUCAUCCGCGAAGAACAUCCNCUUGCCCGCAACACUUCUACUUUGUUGCCUCAUUCCCACGACAAUUCAUUGCUUGUGCGACGCACAUUGCGCACUGGAAUGACUUUUGUUCCUUUCCUUGCNGUGAUACUGGGUUGGCCAUUUGCAGCUGCCUGGGGCUUGAAGAAGACGGGUAUUUGA
Molecule: messenger RNA, 231 nt
Organism: Aureobasidium vineae
Lineage: Eukaryota; Fungi; Ascomycota; Dothideomycetes; Dothideales; Saccotheciaceae
Source: the annotation of a GenBank genome assembly